AUGUCACGUUCCUCACCUCAUGAACAGAUCCCUUACGCUGGGCUGCUGAUAGUCUUGUACGCCUCGCAACGUUCCAUCCUCUACCAGAAGCCCAACGUUUUUGCUGAGCCGACGAUCAAUGGGGGGCGGCUUGUCCGAUUGACAGCGGGUAAAACCCUAAAGACGCUGUUUGAAAGGAGAAGCGUCUCGAGCUCUAGUUUCAGCCCUGUUUUUCCCACCAAAGUCACCAGAGGCACGGUAUCAACGAUCUCGGGGAGGAACGUGACAGUUUUUCAGCUCCCAACGAUUGUCUACUUCCAUGGGAAUGCGGAUCAGUCGGGAAGCAACGUUGAGAGGUGUCAGAUCGGGUGGGGAGCCUCGUACAUCGGCAAGGUGAUUCACGACCUGUACGGCUUCGGAUUCUAUGGUGUCGAGUAUCCUGGCUACGGCACGUCGGAGGGGUUGAAGACAUGUGAAGAAAGCAUCUAUCUGUCCUCAGUGCAGACCUCCUUCCCCAUUAUCAGCUUCGGCCUCCGCCUACUCCCAUGGCUAGUCAGGGACAAGUUCGACAACCUGGGCAAGGCGAGCAAGAUCGACAUUCCGACUGUCGUCCUUCAUGGCGAUGAGGAUGAGAUCGUACCUUACUCGCAAGGAGCGCAGCUUUCCAAGGCGAUCAAGGGGAGUCGACUGGUCACUAUAGAAGGGGGAGGGCACAACAAUCUAUUUGGGUCUCGUUUCGAGCAGCAGGUUGAGCGGAUCGUGUGA
Molecule: messenger RNA, 744 nt
Organism: Guillardia theta CCMP2712
Lineage: Eukaryota; Cryptophyceae; Pyrenomonadales; Geminigeraceae
Exons: 8
Coding region: 1-744 (247 amino acids)
Source: RefSeq, a predicted model, not a curated record